Messenger RNA from Meleagris gallopavo (turkey), 2985 nucleotides. NCBI's taxonomy places the organism in Eukaryota, Metazoa, Chordata, Aves, Galliformes, Phasianidae. The record is from RefSeq and is a predicted model, not a curated record.
GAGCGCCCGGCGGCGGGAAGUCCCCGCGAAUGAGCAAUUAUUAUGCAAAUGAGCUGCGUAAUGAGAGCGGCUCGUUCUCAGCGCGGGCUCCGCGCCUUGCAGCCCGCCAAAGUCACCGGCGCCGUUCCCUCAUUAGCGGACUUCCCUCUAAUUUGAUUGUCAGACGUUUCGGGGCGGCAGCGUGCCGCGGCCUGCUCCAGGUCACACUUCCCGCCUCACGGCUAAUUGCUGAUGGAAAUGAAAGGCCGAGAGCUGCAGAUGAGGCGCACCGGUACAGGGAGGGCUUAGAAAUAAAAGAUCCCAAAGCUUGAUGAGAGAAAGAGCAACGAAGGGUUUUGGGGGGUGAGAGGGGGAGCAGCCCGAACCUGCUGCUCUGCCCCGGUGUGUGAGGCACUGCCAUAACCCCACCCAGGAUGUGCCCACAGCGACAGCCAGCAUCGGGAUUUGUUAUGGGAAGCAGAGGCCGGAGCUAAGGUUGGCUGAAGCAAACCUUGAGCUUGUGGAAACGCUGUCAGCAGAUGUCCGGCCGCUCCUGUCUGCGGGAGACCUCCGGGGGAACUCCAAGUGCCUGGGGAGCCAGAGCAGAGUGAUUUACCCUUUAUCAGACUCCCCCUCUGUGAAGAUGUCCCAGUCCUCUCCUGCUGAUGAAAGCACAACAUUUGAACACCUCUGGAGUACACUGGCACCAGACAGCACCUACUUCGACCUCUCUCCAUCCAGUCAUACAGGUGACAAUGAGGUCUCCAACCGCACAGAGAUCACAAUGGAUGUCUUCCAGAUGAGAGGCAUGAAUGACUCUGUUAUGUCCCAGUUUAAUUUGCUGAACAACAGCAUGGAUCAGAGCAUCGGCAGCAGAGCAGCCUCCACCAGCCCUUACAGCUCCGAGCACACCUCCAAUGUCCCAACGCAUUCACCCUACUCGCAGCCCAGCUCUACCUUCGACGCCAUGUCCCCAGCUCCUGUCAUCCCCUCCAACACUGACUACCCAGGUCCCCACCACUUUGAGGUGACCUUCCAGCAAUCCAGCACAGCCAAGUCAGCCACCUGGACAUACUCCCCACUGCUGAAGAAGCUCUAUUGUCAGAUUGCCAAGACAUGUCCCAUCCAGAUCAAGGUGUCCAGCCCACCUCCACCAGGCACCAUCAUCCGGGCCAUGCCUGUCUACAAGAAGGCCGAGCACGUGACAGAAGUGGUGAAACGCUGCCCCAACCAUGAGCUGGGGCGUGACUUUAACGAUGGCCAGUCAGCCCCAGCCAGCCACCUCAUCAGGGUGGAAGGCAACAACCUCUCCCAGUACGUGGACGACCCUGUGACAGGACGGCAGAGUGUGAUGGUGCCCUACGAGCCCCCACAGGUGGGGACCGAGUUCACCACUAUCCUGUACAACUUCAUGUGCAACAGUAGCUGUGUGGGAGGAAUGAACAGGAGACCCAUCCUCAUUAUCAUCACGCUGGAGACGAGAGACGGCCAAGUCCUAGGAAGGCGAUCAUUUGAGGGACGGAUCUGUGCCUGUCCUGGCAGAGACAGGAAAGCUGAUGAAGACCAUUACCGAGAGCAACAAGCCCUGAAUGAGAGUGCAGCUAAAAAUGGCAACGCCAACAAACGCACAUUCAAACAGAGCCCUCAGGCAAUCCCAGCACUGGGGCCAGGCGUUAAGAAACGGAGACACGGGGAGGAGGAGAUGUAUUAUGUGCCUGUGCGAGGCAGGGAGAACUUCGAGAUCCUGAUGAAGAUAAAAGAGAGCCUGGAGCUGGUGGAGCUGGUCCCGCAGCAGCUGGUUGACUCCUAUCGGCAGCAACAGCAGCAGCUUCUGCAGAGGCAAAAUCAGCUGCAGACACCUUCCUCCUACGGCCCUGUCCUCUCACCUAUGAAUAAAGUCCACGGAGGAGGAAUCAACAAGCUGCCCUCUGUCAACCAGCUGGUCGGGCAGCCAGCACAGCACAGCUCUGGCUCAGCAUCAAGCCUGGGGCCAAUGGGACCUGGGAUGCUGAACAGCCACCCCAUGCAACCCAAUGGAGAAAUGAACGGGGGCCAUUCGUCCCAGUCCAUGGUCUCAGGAUCACACUGCACCCCUCCUCCACCCUACAACCCCGAUCCCAGCCUGGUCAGUUUUUUAACAGGAUUGGGGUGUCCAAACUGCAUCGACUAUUUCACCUCACAAGGGUUACAGAAUAUUUACCACCUGCAGAACCUAUCCAUAGAGGAUCUCGGAGCACUGAAGAUCCCAGAGCAGUACCGGAUGAUCAUCUGGAGGGGCCUUCAAGAACUCAAGCAGAGCCACGACUACGGGGCCCAGCAGCUCAUCCGCUCCAGCAGCAACGCCUCCACCAUCUCCAUUGGCAGCUCGGGGGAGCUGCAGCGGCAGCGCGUGAUGGAGGCCGUGCACUUCCGCGUGCGCCACACCAUCACCAUCCCCAACCGCGGCGCGGCGGAUGAGUGGGCAGACUUUGGCUUUGACCUCCCAGACUGCAAGUCCCGCAAACAGUCCAUAAAAGAAGAAUUCACGGAGGGAGAGAUCAACUGAGGUUCUCCAGGACACGACGGUAGGAAACCAGACACGAAGGGAGUCCGAGGGACGGGCUGGGGAAACCAAACCCUACGUGAAAAAUGGGAGAAUACUUUCAGCCUUGAGCAGCUGGAGAAGCAUAAUUUUGCUGGACAGACGCGGACUGUCGGCUGCGUGAGAAAAUACGGCCCCGAUCCAUCUGCCAGGUACUUCCCAGAGAGGAAAUCCCAGUGGUUUAUCAGAGGAUCGAUGGAAGGACGGGGCGGUGAGAGCUCCUGGAAUGCAGCGCAGAUUCUGACUGCACGCGGCAGAGGAGUCAUCUGCUGGUUCAUCCUUCUGCUUUGUAUUGUGCUGGACGAGCCUUGCAUCAAACAGAUGCAGCAUAAAGAUAGAACAUUUUCUGUUAGUGAGACCUACCUUCUUACCUCUGUUCUGUGUUCUCAGUGGUGUUGAAAACCAAAAAACGAUUUAGCCCUUAU